GGCUCAACGCGACCUCUAGGAUCAGUUCACUUCUGUCUGCUUAGCGAGUAGCACCUUCUUCUUCCGCCAGCCAGGGGGGAAGUAGUAGUAUCCAAGUAGAGUUUCGUGGGAGGAGACGACCUCGCGUAUGCGUAGAAUUUUUGUUUUUUUCCUGAAAGGAAACUUUUAGCUACCAUUCGAGGCGUUUUUGGUUAAGUUGGUUUUGUGCGUGUUGGUUGGAUUUCCUUUUAAACUUGAAAGUGUCUUUGAUUUCAAACUGUUAGAGAGUGAAAUCAGCCCGGAGAAGAAAAAAAAAUCGAGAUCAAAGGAAGCUGCAGAGCCUACACUGUAUGGUGGUGUAUGUGUAUGUGUAGAAAAGAAAACACGACCAGCAAAGUAUGAAAAUUUAAUUGAGCAAAAGCAUACAUAACAGCAGGAGAAAAUCGAAAUCCAAGUUUGCCUGCCCAAAUUGCGCGUGGAAAAUUGUUUUGGCCAACUUUGAUGAGGCUCGUCAGCUGAGAGCGUACGAAGUGAAAUCAAUGAUUGCUUUGAUCCACUGUCACCUUGCCGUAUACAGUUAAGAGUGUGAAGAAAGGUGAAUUCAGAGUGAAAAGAAAGGAUAAAAUAAUAAUUUCCCUCUGUGCCAAGAUAACUGAGAAAACAAAAGCGAGAGAGAUCAAACAGUGCUAAAAAAACACAGGAAAAUAAUUGUUCUGCUCGUUUCAAAUGUGGGUGCAUUCUAAAAAUAUCGAAACCGCUUAUUUAAACAAGUCGGUAUUGUUGUUAAAUAACUUGAAGUGCGCUUUGAUUGGCGGCCUUGGUGCAAAGACAAGAUCAUCAAACUAAGCUGAAAGCAGAUCAAUCGUUAACGAUCCAGCAGAACACAUCUAAUGUGACAGAUCGAGUCAAGCGAGUUACAUCAUCACCCAACAUCGCCGUCCGUGGCCGCUUGGAAGCGCUGAAUAGCUAGAAUCAGCAUUUCGGAAGCCCCAUUCAAGUUCAGCAGCGGCAGUAGCAGCAGCUGCGUGAAGUGAAGGGAAGGGUCAUCACCGAAUCGUGGUGUUUAUAAUAACAACAACAACAGCCCAGUUGAUAAUACUCGCCACUAGCUUUUAGCCCUGCCCCAACAAUUCCCAGAAAGUGGACAGGGAGUGGAGUUUGGUGGUGCGAGGUAGAAAAACGUAGAGAGUGUGUAUUCGCAUUCAAUUAGCCCUUUUCGACGACACACGACCUCCAUCCACAGUCCCCAGUUAGUUGUUUGUCGUAGAAUUUCGAAGAGCUCCAACCGCCGCGUGCAGUGGUUGUUGUUGUCAGCGGAAUUGACGCGAAGAAGACGUCCCCUCGCCUCCUUUAUGGUCGUGUGAAAAAGUCCCUUAAAAAGUAGCAAACAAACGCGCGCGCGUCCCCAUAGUCUAACUAGUCUAGUACACACACGUCUGCUGAUUGUGUGGGCGGUUAUUUUAAGAAAGGCAGAAGUUGAAGAAAAACAUUCUUUUCCGUGGUUUUUUUUUUGUUCCUGUACGAGCGUUCAGUGUUUCGCGAGUCAGUGAUAAAUGUUGAUCGUCCCCAGGUUUCAAUUAGCCCGUGCAGUUCGCGAAAGAAAAAAUUCGCUUAUCAAUCGCGGUGUCCUGUGUGUGAGAGUGAGCUUUGCGCUUAUCAAGCGGCAGGCGAGGGUAGAGAAAGCGAGAGUGCUUAUCAAUCCCCCUCAACCUGACAUCACGACGACCUGAUGGAGCAGCACUUUCUGCUCUGUGAUUACAACGACGGUACCAAUCGAGUGUAGUGGUCGCAUUCUUGUUUUGUUUUCUGCGUAGUAUCACAGUGACGUGGUAGCAUCGGGUCAAAUCACACAUCGACCAAGGUCGACAUGUUCUCGUUGUUGUGCUGCUGAAGAAGACACGCUUACGACGUGUGUGACAUCCAGCGUAGCUUUUAGUUCCCAAACGACGUUCUCAAGCUAACGGUAGUGUACGGAAGAAAACAAAGAAGAAGAAGAAGAAGAAGAAGAAGACGAAGAAGAAGAUGAGCAGAAAAAUGUCGGCACUAAGCCAUCAGGUGAACAUGAACAACUUUCUAUCGCUGCUGUUGGGUGCCUCCCUAGUGGCAGCCAAUUCCUCUCCGAACCAUGACCUAGCGUCAUUCUCCCAACCGACCGAGUUUUCGAACGGUGUGUCGUCCUUUGCCCUUCCCGCCGAGGACCGAAUGGCAUUCGAUAGCUAUACCCUUGCCUACCUGAACUACUCCUACACCGACAGCAAUGGGCUGGAAAUUCACGAAGGUGAAGUCAUCGGCAAGUACGGAGAAGGGCGGGUCCUGAAUCGAACCGGUCUGCUGGUUCAUGUGACCAAAUCGGACAAGCCGGAAGAUCACACCGGGUGUACCAAGGAUUGGAACGGGACCGGAGGGCAACCGCUGCCCGCCGGAGGAAUCUCGUGGAUCGCCCUUAUCAAGCGGGGCAACUGCAACUUUGAGGAGAAAGUUAAGCAUGCAUACAUCCACGGUGCCGCCGGGGUAAUCAUCUACAACGAUAAGGACGACUCGCGGCUGGAUAAAAUGAAGAUUAACGACAAAGAACGAAACAUCACCGCAGUCUUCACGACCAAAGCCAAGGGUCACGAACUGAUCGACAACCUGGAGCGGCAGGGCUACGAACUAACGAUCGCAAUCAUCGAGGGAAGUCACCACAUCCGCUCGCUGGCCAACAUCAAUCGAACAUCGGUGCUGUUCGUUUCCGUAUCGUUCAUCGUACUGAUGAUCAUUUCGCUGGUGUGGCUGGUGUUCUACUACGUGCAGCGGUUCCGGUAUUUGCAAACCAAAGAUAAACAAUCGAGGCGACUUUGCAACGUAGCGAAACGAAUCAUUGCCAAAAUUCCUACCAAGAGUAUUAAAUCAGAUGACAAGGAAAUCGACAACGACUGCUGUGCCAUCUGCAUUGAGCCAUACAAGGUGACGGAUGUGAUACGCGUUCUUCCCUGCAAGCACGAAUUCCACAAAACCUGCAUCGACCCGUGGCUCCUGGAGCACCGCACCUGUCCGAUGUGCAAGAUGGACAUCCUCAAGCACUACGGCUUUGUGUUCACCGGUAGCCAGGAGAGCAUCCUUCAGCUCGAUCUGGACAUGGAAGAAGGUGACCUCAUUGACGACCACAGCAGCACCGACGGUGGCUACCAGCGUCGACACAGCGUUAGCCCACUGCCGCAGAUCAGGGCAUCCAACGAGAACCGGCUUUCUCGAAGCUCAUCGGAGUCGGAUUCAGACAACGAGCAGCAACCAUCCUCCAGCCGGCACCAUUCCAACAGACAAUCGGUGGGACGCGCUAGCGUCACAUCCGGAGUGGUAACCUCCACCGGUUGCACCGCUUCGGAUCGGAAUCGCGAUGAGGACAACAAUAUCUGCGUCGGAUGUCUGGCUGCAGCGCUGAACAAGAAGAAACACAAUUUGGAGAAUACCUUCUCGCCGGACGAUGCCGAUAGUGACAAUUUUUCCGCCGGACCGAACGGUUCCUCGAGUCUUCCUGCUACCCUAAAAAAAUACAAAGGCAACCACUCGACUGGCUCGUGCCGUGGUAUGAAUCCUCCGGAUCACUACCACCAGCACAUUCCCCACCAGCAGCAGUCUCAGUCGAAGCUUCCGUUCAAGUUCUACAAGACCGAUCACAGUCAGGUGCGCAAGGUGCGCACCCCGCUGAAGAAUCUGAUCUCCCAAUCGGUGUCGGCACCGUGUGACGAUGGUUCGCUGAGUAAUAUCAACCUGGGCUCGGAGGAGCACGCCUGUUCGGAUGCCCCGGCAGCUUCGGUCAAACUGCCGGCCCGCCGUUGCUCGCUGUCCCGAACAUCUUCCAGUGGUUCGGAGUCGCGGAAUUUCGCUCCUCAUCAUCAUCAUAAUCACCAGCACCUUCACCACCACCAUCAUCACCAUCAUCACGAACCCGCGAAUUGCGGUGAUCCGGAGCCCGAUGACGACGGUUCGGACGAAACCGAACCGAACAGUGACAACGACCUGAUCGCCAACAAGAGCAGGGACGGAAACGAUGGUGAGUGCAAGAAGAAGUGAUAACAGUGAUAUUAGAAUGUAUGCUUUGAAUUGCGUCGGGGAAAACCGAACCAAUUUUAUUUUUUUUUCAGUGUAUCUCAAGACUCUAGCUCCUUAUUUUUUUUCUUGGAUAUUGCUCCGAUUUAAAUAGAAGAGAACAGUUGCGAAACAUUUUUCCAGAGUAGAAUCUAGAUAAUACUAAACAUGUGCGUGAUAUAAAUGUACUUUCACUCUCUAUCUUCCGAAACAAACGAGCAGGUGAAGGAUUCAGACGAUGUAAAAGUACGGAUUUUUUCAAGUGUAGUGUGUUGUUACAACUUAA
Molecule: messenger RNA, 4333 nt
Organism: Ochlerotatus camptorhynchus
Lineage: Eukaryota; Metazoa; Arthropoda; Insecta; Diptera; Culicidae
Gene: gol
Product: goliath
Exons: 10
Coding region: 2002-4032 (676 amino acids)
Source: RefSeq, a predicted model, not a curated record